AUGUCCAAGCUUCCGCCUCAAGAGAAGGGGGUUAUUAGCACCAAGGAGCUGUUAACCCAGAUGGUUAACCAGAAGCUGAAAGGGAUUGGCGGAGGUGCUCCGGCAAGAAAGGGCGAGAAAGGUUCGGCCGGCCCUAAGCGCAAAGCCGAGGACAAGGACGCUUCCAUGGCAGGGAAACGUCCCAAGGUCAAGGCGGGGAUCAGGCGUCCUAAGAGGGAGGACUUGCCAGAGAAGUCGUCUGAUUCUCCAGUGGAAGUCGUUCCUAUGGCAGUGACUCCUCUGCGGCAGCAUCCUCCUACGGAGGGUUUGGCCAAAAGAGGGGAUGCCAGAGGCGGAGCCGGUCCCAGCAAGAGGGCUGCUUCCCCUACGCCGGUCGAGGUCCUUGAUGGUGAGGACGACCAGCCUUCGGCUCAGGCGGCCCAGAACCCCGAAGCUCACCGUCCUCCUCAUGUGGAAGGCGACGACCCAGGCGGCUCUGGACGAUGAGGUCCGCAAUAUUCCUCCGUCUCGGCAUUUCUCGUCCCGAGAUAAGGCUAAGAUCAUCUCUUCGGUGAUUAACGCCGUGCCGAAGGAAUAUGUGGAGCAGUUCCCUCCGGCGGAGGAUGCGCAAUUCGGGGCUAUGCAGGCGG
Spinacia oleracea (spinach) is the source of this 629-nucleotide messenger RNA. RefSeq lists its product as uncharacterized. Lineage: Eukaryota; Viridiplantae; Streptophyta; Magnoliopsida; Caryophyllales; Amaranthaceae. Bases 1 to 486 code for a protein of 161 amino acids. The transcript is spliced from 3 exons. The record is from RefSeq and is a predicted model, not a curated record.